AUGACUACGUCGCCACCUCCUGACCCAUCGGAGCCUCCAACCUCCGCAGAGUGGAAGCUGGUCUACUCCGUGGUUCCUCCCUACAUCUUCAUCUUAUGCCUGGUUGGCCUCCUCUGUAACAGCGUCGUCCUGCUGGUGUUCAUGGCCCACAGGGAUCGACUGACGGUGGCGGAGACCUAUCUGACCAACCUGGCUCUGGCCGACUUUAUUCUCCUGUGUGGGCUGCCCUUCUGGGCCAUGAACAUCCUCAAUGACUUCAACUGGCCCUACGGGGACGCUUUAUGCAAACUGGUCAACUCCCUCAUUAUCAUCAACUUCUACACCAGCAUUUACAGCAUAGUCAUGAUAAGUGUGGAUCGAUACCUAGCCCUGGUGAAGACCAUGAAGGCCAGGUGGCUGAGGCGGACACUGUACGCCAAGAUCGCCUGCCUCGUCCUGUGGAUGUUCGGACUUCUGCUGAGUCUGCCGACCAUGCUUCACAGAAAAGUUCAAUUCAUGCAAGAGUACCAGACCAUGUCGUGCAUCCUGGAUUACUCUGAAGAUGUCUCCUGGAAGCUGGUCAAUCAAAUCCUCAUGAACCUGGUGGGUUUCGUGCUGCCCCUGCUGGUCAUGGUUUUCAGCAGUGUGAACAUAAUUAUAGUCUUAAACCAGCGGAGGAAGACCAUGGGGUUCCGUGACGGCGACGACAAAAAGGCCACAGUGCUGGUUUAUGCUGUGACCGUGCUGUUCUUACUCUGCUGGGGUCCUUUCCAGGUCUUCACCUUCCUGGACACACUGGUUGACCUUGAGGUUCUGGAGGAGGACGUGUGGUUCCACAGUCUGGACAUAGGAGGUCAGGUUUCAGUGUACCUGUCCUUUCUCAACAGCGCCCUGAACCCACUGCUGUACGUCUUCUCUGGACAGUACUUCAGGAGGAAAGCGAGAUCCAUCUACAGGAGGAAAGGACACCGUCGCAGGGGGUCAGACAUGACCAUCUAUCAGCGGUCGGUGGUCUCCACCUACAUGGUCAGAACUGAUCAGAUUAAACCUGUAGUCCUUUUUAAAGCCAAAGAUCAGAUGUGAGUCCAACUUGUGAUAUCUUGACCGCUGCUGAUGACUCAGCGGUGAUGUCAUCAUGAUGUGGUCAAACGGAGCUGUGUGUAAAUGUAUGCUGUUUUCAGGAAAGUAUGACGAGAAACAGGAGAUCGCAGAUAUAGUACAGUACGGCUGGGAAAUGACUCAAACACAUUACUAACCACUUAGCCAAUUUUUUCAAAUUUUGUGCAAUAUGAAGUUCCAUCUCUUUAUCCUCAUUUUACAAACCUCAUUAUCUGAAUAGCACCAAACUGUACUCUGGUUUUACUUCUGAACUGUGUUUUUUUAAAGAAAAUGUUACUUCUUACAGACAUUUUAAUUAGUUGACAUUUUGUGCAUCCUUUGGCUGGGUUUGCGACGUAUAUAUUAAAAUAUAUAAUUUCACGUUUUGGUAUUUUCACACUGACAGCCGCUAGAGGGCACUCACAGUUUGUGUACCAGUAUCCGCUACUCCAAUAUGUCACACUUUUUUUCAUCCUCUGGCUGGUGCGACUUAUAGUCCAGAAAAUACAGUUGUCUUUUGACAGAAUUGUAACUUAAUUUUAAUUCUAAUUUAAUUUUAGUUUAACAUAGAAGUAUCAAAUUAUUUAAGUCAACUAAAUUUAAAUUAGAUUAGGCUAAAAUUAAUUGUGAAAUAUUGUCAUCUGUUUAUAAAAUAAUGUUUUUUGAUACUA
Messenger RNA from Cynoglossus semilaevis (tongue sole), 1748 nucleotides. RefSeq names its product bradykinin receptor B1 (gene bdkrb1). The record is from RefSeq and is a predicted model, not a curated record. NCBI's taxonomy places the organism in Eukaryota, Metazoa, Chordata, Actinopteri, Pleuronectiformes, Cynoglossidae. Gene Ontology annotation, molecular function: C-C chemokine receptor activity; bradykinin receptor activity; C-C chemokine binding. Gene Ontology annotation, biological process: calcium-mediated signaling; positive regulation of cytosolic calcium ion concentration; immune response. The transcript has a single exon. Bases 1 to 1062 code for a protein of 353 amino acids. Gene Ontology annotation, cellular component: external side of plasma membrane; membrane.